UGAGAGAGGACUGGGUGUGAGGAGCAGCCACGCAGGGGAGAAACAAGGACCUUUAGGGUUUGUUUGUUUUUUUCCCCCCUCUGAUCUCCUCGAAAAUGAAAUAAAAAUAUAUUUCAGAGAGAAAAGAAAGAGAGGAAGGGAUCUUUCGAGUGUUUUUUCACCUUUCCGUGGAGGGGUUCAGGUCACGCAUCUCCGAGGGUUAUGAUCCGUCCCGAGCCUCGUCGGCACGUCGCUGUCCAUGGUCCUGAGUGAGACGGAGCGACCACGGAGCCGGUGAGGAGGCGAAGGAGUGAGGUGAAGAGCUCAGGAGCGAUGGAGUUACGCGUGGGGAACAAAUACCGCCUCGGGAGGAAGAUAGGGAGCGGAUCAUUUGGAGACAUCUAUCUUGGUUCCAACAUUGCUACAGGAGAGGAGGUAGCCAUUAAACUGGAAUGUGUGAAGACCAAACACCCGCAGCUCCAUAUUGAGAGCAAGUUCUACAAAAUGAUGCAGGGAGGAGUGGGAAUUCCCGCCAUCAAGUGGUGUGGAGCGGAGGGAGACUACAAUGUCAUGGUGAUGGAGCUGCUGGGUCCCAGUUUGGAGGACUUGUUUAACUUCUGUUCCCGCAAGUUCAGCCUGAAAACCGUCCUGCUGCUGGCCGAUCAGAUGAUAAGUCGGAUUGAAUACAUCCACUCUAAGAACUUCAUCCACAGAGAUGUAAAGCCUGAUAACUUCCUUAUGGGCCUCGGGAAGAAAGGCAACCUGGUCUACAUCAUCGACUUUGGUCUGGCAAAGAAAUACCGGGACGCCAGAACACACCAGCACAUCCCUUACCGCGAGAACAAGAACCUCACUGGGACGGCGCGAUACGCCUCUAUCAACACUCAUCUGGGUAUCGAGCAGUCGAGGCGAGACGACCUGGAGUCUCUGGGUUACGUUCUCAUGUACUUCAACCUGGGUUCUCUGCCUUGGCAAGGACUGAAAGCUGCAACCAAGAGGCAGAAGUACGAGCGCAUCAGCGAGAAGAAGAUGUCCACCCCCAUCGAGGCGCUCUGCAAAGGAUACCCCUCUGAAUUCUCUACUUACCUGAACUUGUGUCGCUCUCUGCGGUUUGACGAUAAGCCUGAUUACUCCUAUCUGAGGCAGCUCUUCAGGAACCUUUUCCACAGACAGGGCUUUUCCUAUGAUUACGUCUUUGACUGGAACAUGCUGAAGUUUGGUUCCAGCAGGACAGCAGAGGAUGGAGAGAGAGAGAGGAGGGAGGGGAAAGAAGGAGAGGAACGAGGAGGUGCAGGUCAAAGAGGAGGUGGGGGUCGAGCUUUACCUCCGGGUCCAAACCCCUGCGCUGCCAACAGAGUCAGGAACGAGCCAGAGACCACUCCUUCCAACCAGGCCUCCCGUGGAGCCCAGCCAUCAGGGAACCGCUCCCCUCAGGCAGGCAGAGCAGAGAGGGCUGAACGAGAACGCAAGGUGGCCAUGAGGCUUCACCGUGGCGCCCCCGCCAAUGUCUCCUCCUCUGACCUCACAGCACGCCUCGACCAGUCUCGUAUCACUGCAUCACAGGUCAGUGUGCCGUUUGAACAUCUGGCAAAGUGACAUUCUUCUUGCAGUUUUGCAGCAACCUAAGGGCAUCUAACACCCCCGACUUUUUCAAAUAAAAUCGAACGAAUGAAGACGUGAAUGAGUGAAGGAAGAGGAUGAAGAGGCAGCACUGCGAACGAAGACCCAGAGCGUCUGUCUGUGUGUCUGCCGGUUUGCCAUGUAAGCAUGCGCAGUGCCAAAGCCUUGGGAGAUGAUGGAGAAACCAGUAAAAAGAAGAAGAAGAACCUGCAUCCUGGACCUGCUUAAGGCUGCUCUUCAAACUAGUGGUGAGUGAAGGGAGCUGGGUGCAACUUUACAAGGCCUAGGCCCGUCUUCACUCCUAUUCACCUUCACAUCGAUGCAGCAGCUCAAUUUGCAUAAAAAAAGAAAGAAAAUAUCAAAGUGCACAAAAAGGACUACAUUUACACAGCUGUGGUUUAUAUGUGUAAUCAGUAAAACAGCUAUGGGUUUUCUUUUGUUAAAAAGCUAAAUCUGCUGCUUCUGGUGUUAUUUAUUCUGAUUAAAUCUACAGCCAAACCAGAUGUUUACAUACUUGGUAUAAAAAGACCCACAAGCUUUAUUUUCACGGUCGCACAUUGAAAUAAUUUCCUUGAUUUAGUUCAGAUCAGAUGAAAAACUAAAUGUGUAAAAUGGCAGAGAGAGAGGAAAUUAUGCUGAUGAUCUUCAUAUUCUGAAGUUCCAUCUUUUCUUUUUAUAUUUGCUAAGAAUACCUUUUAAACUUCAGGAUUUUUUCUAUUCAUCUUUGUUUUUUCCCCUCUGC
Molecule: messenger RNA, 2341 nt
Organism: Cyprinodon variegatus (sheepshead minnow)
Lineage: Eukaryota; Metazoa; Chordata; Actinopteri; Cyprinodontiformes; Cyprinodontidae
Gene: csnk1e
Product: casein kinase I isoform epsilon-like
Exons: 11
Coding region: 313-1575 (420 amino acids)
Biological process (GO): endocytosis; signal transduction; peptidyl-serine phosphorylation
Cellular component (GO): nucleus; cytoplasm
Molecular function (GO): protein serine/threonine kinase activity; ATP binding
Source: RefSeq, a predicted model, not a curated record